Messenger RNA from Exophiala bonariae, 1773 nucleotides. RefSeq lists its product as uncharacterized. The transcript has a single exon. NCBI's taxonomy places the organism in Eukaryota, Fungi, Ascomycota, Eurotiomycetes, Chaetothyriales, Herpotrichiellaceae. Bases 1 to 1773 code for a protein of 590 amino acids. The record is from RefSeq and is a predicted model, not a curated record.
AUGCCUCCAUUCGCGUGGAUCAAUUACACCGACGCUCGACAACCCAGGAAUGCCGCUUUACGGCACCAUGUGUACUCGCAUGUUGGCAAGUAUUUCCGCAAUCGAUCUUUUGCACGUCGGACCACCGAAAGAAACACAAUGGCGGACGAUCCUGGUCCCACCAAUUCCCGGCCCGAAUCAGUUGAUCCACCUCUCCUGCCUGAAGGUAAUGCCACCCUUGUGAACAACCCGGAUCCCGAGCCUGAAACGUCCCAACCGAGACAGCGACUCCUGCAGUCCAAGCCAACUGCAUCGAACAAGAUCAGCUGUUGCCUUGGAUCUCUCGGCCCAAUAUGUACAAAUCUCAGCAACUAUGAUGCAACCGUCCUUCACUAUUACCUCGAACAAUCCCUAAUACUCGUCUUCAACCAUGAGUUUAGAGGCAUUGUGAACAAAUCAGCCCUGUCGCAUCGGUUCUUCCCAGUCUUGAGCAACACUGCGCAGUGUGCAAUGCAAGACAAGCAGCUGCUCGACAGCCUCUUGAGCGUCACUGCCUAUCUCAUGACGAACGUAGUAGCAAACUAUGAUACACCUAUGAACUUAGGGCAUCAAGCCUCAUAUCGAGCUUUACGGAGAUUACGUACGAGCUUGAGUAUUUCUAGUACUGUCCAAUUCAUGAAUAACUUACACACGAUGCUUCAUCUCUGUAUGGGAGCGUAUCAUUGUGGAGAGAUCGAUGUUGCCUUGCUUCAUCUCAGAGCCCUUCUUCGUUUCGAGCGCCAGCUUAGCGCUCAAGAGUUAUGGGCACAAUGUAUUUGGCAAACAUUGCGCAUGUACGAUGUGUAUAUUGCAGCCGAAAACGGACAAUUUCCGAUGAUGGCAAUCCCCGGAAGCUGUAGGCUGUCAGUGGCCCAAGAUCUUUCUGAUAGCCACGAACUUUCAUUGGACACUGCUGUUGCACUCCAUGGGUCAUCAACUACCGCUGGAUCUUGGCGCUAUGCGGAAUUAGUGAAACCUUGCCAUGCAAGGUCGCUAGAAACCCGUCUGCAAGAUGGCGCGACUGCAGCCACAAUGCACUUGCCUAACGAAGAGCUACCAAUGUCUGAUGGGUUUUCCAAGGCGAUCAGGGCUGGAAUCAUCUCACGCAGGAUUGGCCAAGCGACUCGGCAAUACCUUGAACUAGCCGAGUUUGCCAACGAGUGCAUGAUGUCUGCAUCUGUGGACAUGGAAGCACUUGAAUGGUCCCACCAACGCACCGUCAGCCAAUUGCAUGAGCUUUGUAUCCUCCACAAGCAAAUCUCUAUUGAUCAGUCUCUGAAUGACCUAGCCGUUCAGGCUAAGCCAUAUCCCGGAAGUAGGCCCACGGGAUUCGCCCAGCUUACCCAGGCGACGAUACUUGCGAUACAGAUUGACCUAUUCGUCAACCAAGGACCUUGGCUGGGUCGCGCAACUCGAGUCUUGUUGCGAAGGCUGAGGCGAUGCUUGGACGGCUUAAAUCCCAGAUCCUGUUCCAACUUGACUGAAGUGGAUCUCUCUCCAGAUGCAAGAGGUAUGAUUCUUAUCCAUCAGCAACUGCGACUGUGGAUCGUAUUCAUUGGGAUACUUGCCGCAAAUGAUUCACCAGAUGAUCUAGCAUGCUUUGAAAACCAAGCCGUAUGUCUCACGAAAUCUCUGGGUAUCCACAAUGCCGCCGCUAUCAGCUCCAUUCUGAACGUCUUUGGAGCAACGAAGCCAUAUGAAGGUGCCCGAAUCCACAAAAUCGGGCAAUUAUUUGCUAGAAAGUAUUUGUUGUGA